Molecule: messenger RNA, 5172 nt
Organism: Vigna umbellata (rice bean)
Lineage: Eukaryota; Viridiplantae; Streptophyta; Magnoliopsida; Fabales; Fabaceae
Source: RefSeq, a predicted model, not a curated record
ACAAAUUAACUAGUUGUACUUGUAGGUCAGGUCCUUCAAUCUGAUCCAAUACCGAAACUCCGCGCGUGCUAUUAUCUUUCGCUCUCCUGCCAUUGUAGCUUCCUAUACAAGAACGAACACAAAAAACCCUAACCCUAACUUCUCAUCCAAUCAUGGCUACCGAUGCCCGUGACUCGCGUCACAAGCAUCGCCGAUCACCCUCCCCGGAGGAUGUGGACAGAUCCUCGAAGCGCCACAAGCACCGCCACCGCCAUCGCCACCGCCACGGGAACAAAAAGCGCGAUGAAGAUAUUGAAUUCGACGAUCGAACAAUUGCUGCUGUUCCUUCUCCAACUCCGCAUAGACAUGCACAGGAGGACGAUGUGGAGGAAGGAGAGAUCCUCGACGACGAAGCUCUCGAUAGCGAGGUAGGGAAAAAAGAGACUGAAUCUGAUGUCGAACCUGGUGAAAUCAAGGUGACUGGAGAUCGAGAUGUUCAAUCCGAUAAUCAAAAUUCGGGACACCUCACUGUAAAUUCAGAAACUAAUGAGGACAUCAGGAUUGAUAAAUUUAUUAGUCCUGCAACCAAUACAGAUGGUGUCUCUCCUAAUCGUUUAAGUGCUGAGACUCAAGAUGGAAAACAUGCUACAGAUGGUCUGGACAAUGGUUAUUUGAAUCCUAAAUCUUCCAGGGCAGAUAAGUGGCGGAAUGGUGAGCUUGGACAUUUUAAAGGGAAUGAGAAACUAAAAGGUGACUUUGAUGCACUGGAGGCUAAUGUUAGGAAAACACAUUUCCAUAGGAAUUCGUCAUCCGAAAGUGGUGGAGACAAAGGUAGAAUAUCAGGAAGUUCUCCUUCUCAUGGCAGAUAUAGAAGUCGAUCAAGAUCAAUUGGUCAUACAAGAGACCGGUCUCGUUCUCGUAGUGUCAUAGAUGAAUAUGUUCAUUCCAAGAGAAGGCGCUCUGAAUAUGACUAUGAUGAGGAAAGAGUGAGGGCACGUGGAAGGGAACAUGGUCAUGGAAGUGUGGUAGAUGAUAGAAGGGAAUACAGUAGUGGAUAUCACAAUCGCGAUGCCCAUGAUAGAGAUAGGAGUAGGGAUAGAGACUUGUACAGAGAAAAAAAACAAGAGGAAACAAGCAGGGGUAAGGAGAUUGAGAGGGACCGUCAAAGGGUAAAGGAACGUGAAAGGAGCCGUGAGAGAUAUAAAAGGGAUGUAGAAAAAGAUAGGAGCAGGGAAAGGGAGGAUAGGGACAGGAGGCAAGAAAAGGAAAGAGAUAGGAGCUGGGAGACGGUGUUUGAGAGGGAUAUGAGAAGGGAAAAGGAAAGAGAUAGGAGUAGGGACAGAACAAGAGAUGCUAAGAGAGAUAGAGACCUGGAGAAUGAAAGGGAUGAUAAGAAUCGAGAAAGGGAUAAUAUUAAGGAGAGGGCAAGGCGAGAUGAUAGAUAUAGGCACAAGGAUAGAGACACUGCAAAUGGUAAAGAUAGGCAUGUGCGUCAUGAAGAUGGUAAUGACAAUGGAGAUAAAUAUAGAAAACAUUCGAGACAUGAAGAAAAUGAUUACCAUUGGGAUAGAAAAAUAAAUCCUGGUAAUCCUGUAAAGGAUUAUACUUCAAGGGGGGGAAGUACUGCAGAAGUGGGUGAAAGCAAACUAACAAGCAGUGAGGUUGAACCAGAUGACUUAGAGGAGGAUACAUUGCACUUACCUGACCAAGAAGAGGAAGAUCUCAACAGGAUCAAAGAAGAAAGUAGAAGAAGAAGGGAAGCAAUAAUGGAGAAAUACAAGAAGCAGCAUCAGCAAGUAGAAGUGGUUGGAAAUGAACGAAAAGACAAGGAUACAGACAUUCAAACUGAAACCUCUGAAGCACAUGAUGGUCAGAAUGAUGAUGCCGAUUAUGUGGAGCCAUCAUUUACUGUUGGAAAAUCUCCUGAAAAUGUGACUGUUGCUUCUCAGAAGAUAUCUCUUGCUGGAGGCCUGGGAGAGGGUACUCCAAAGAGUGAAAGGUCAGAGGACAAGUACUGUGACGAUAUAUUUGGGGAGACACCAACGGGAGUUCGAAAAUCAGGAAAAGGUGAUGGUUUAAUGAUUGAAAGGGUUGGCCUACAUGAUAACUGGGAUGAUGCAGAGGGAUACUACAGCUAUCGAAUUGGUGAAAUACUUGAUGGCCGGUAUGAAGUCACUGCUGCACACGGGAGGGGUGUCUUUUCAACAGUUGUUCGGGCAAAGAAUCUGAAGGUGGGAAAUGGUGAGCCAGAGGAAGUAGCAAUAAAAAUAAUUCGUAAUAAUGACACCAUGUACAAGGCUGGUAUGGAUGAAUUGGUCAUAUUGAAGAAAUUAGUAGGUGCAGAUCCAGAUGAUAAACGUCAUUGUGUUCGUUUCCUUUCAAGUUUUAGAUACAGGAAUCAUCUUUGUUUAGUUUUUGAAUCUCUUAAUAUGAAUCUCCGUGAGGUUUUAAAGAAGUUUGGUCGCAAUAUUGGCCUUAGGCUAACAGCUGUGAGAGCAUACGCAAAACAGCUUUUUAUUGCCUUGAAGCAUCUCCGGAACUGUGGUGUUCUUCAUUGUGACAUAAAGCCAGAUAAUAUGUUGGUAAAUGAGGCUAAAAAUGUUUUGAAGCUUUGUGACUUUGGUAAUGCAAUGUUUGCUGGUAAAAAUGAAGUUACACCAUAUCUUGUGAGUCGUUUUUAUCGUGCCCCAGAAAUAAUACUUGGCUUGGCAUAUGAUCAUCCAUUGGAUAUUUGGUCUGUAGGCUGUUGUUUGUAUGAGUUAUAUGUAGGUAAGGUUCUUUUCCCUGGGCUUACUAACAAUGACAUGCUGCGACUUCACAUGGAACUGAAGGGCCCAUUUCCAAAGAAGAUGCUACGAAAGGGAGCAUUUACUGAACAACAUUUUGAUCAGGACCUGAAUUUUCUUGCAACCGAGGAAGAUCCUGUGACAAAAAAGGCCAUAAAGCGGCUGAUUCUCAACAUUAAGCCAAAAGAUAUUGGAACACUUAUCACUGGCUCUUCCGGGGAGGAUCCAAAAAUGUUGGCCAACUUUAGGGAUCUUUUGGAAAAAGUUUUUGUCCUGGAUCCAGACAAGAGGCUGACAGUGUCACAAGCUCUGAACCACCCAUUCAUCACUGGCGUACACUUUACUGGCGGUUCUUUCAGUGGAAUGUACUGUUUCUAUUGACACAUAUCACUGGUUUGAGGCAUCCCUUCAUGCUUAGAUGCUUAAAAGGAACCCAGGAGAAGGUACCUUGGCUUGUUUAUUGGGAGAUUAAUUUCACCGUGCUGGAAUGAGUUAUGAUUUCCAUUUUCAUUAACAGUGGUAAUAGAAUAACUACCACAUUCGAGUAGGAACUUAUUUCAAUGAGCUUGAGCUGUCAAUUUUUUUUAUGAGGAGAAUCAGUGGUUAUUGGUGCUGUUUGAGCUACUCACGUUAAUUAUUGUUGUUAGCUGGGUACAUGAGUUAAGGGGAGGGAAGUGGUCAGUGUUGAACUUGCUUCCGAUUCUAGAUACAUGUGCCACUAGGCCAUACGCCUAGUUUUUACUGCCUUUUAAAUUGUUUCAGUAUAAAUGGUCGAAUUCCCAAGCAAUAGCUUUUUCCGCAUAUUUCUUUUUAUUUUUAGUCAUGACUUAGGUGUGUGGAUAUUUUUUUCUUGAAUUGUACUUGAGCAUGCCUUUCCAUCUGUUGUCUUGUGUUAUUUAUAAUACUUUUUUCCUUGAAUUUACCCAUACACAUAUCCUAAUAAACUUGUGUUGCAUCUUAUCCAUGGCGGGUCAUGUUGGAGGCAAUUCCACUGGAUGUCUUUGGCUAUGUUCUUGAAGCAAAUCCGUUUGACGGUAGCAUCUUGGUCCUGCAAUUUUUAAUUCAUUUCUUAGGGAUGACAUGCGCAUACGUAUUUUAAAAUUUAGUGAAAGAAGACGGUCGCGAAUUGGGUUGGGAUGCCACCAUAAGGGGACUAAAAAAUAACUCAAUGCUGUUAAAUUAUCGUUAUGGUGCUGCCAUGAUGCUAUAACGUGUCAUUUUCUUUGCUUAUUCUGUCUGUCCAUCACUUCAGAUACUCAGUCAAUUUUCACUCAUGUUUCUCAAUGUAUGUGUUUAUGUUCACCAUCAAUCCAAUGAUAUUGUGCUGAGUUUUUUUUUAAUAUAUAUUUCAUAAUUUUGUUCUGUUUUUUGAACUUCUGAAACACGUUGCAUGAGGUUUUUUUUUUUUAAUUAAACCGAUGUUGCUUCCAAUAAAAAUUUCAGUUCAAGGACUAUGUGAAACACACUCAAUCAAAUUCUUUCGAGAUUUGAUUCCAGUCUAUGAUCCUGUCGUUUUAAAUUUGUUUUUGCAGUCUUUUCUGUUAUUAUACAUUCUCCAUGGCUUCCAUCAUUGACUGAAUUUGGAUUCUUUGCUCGGUUUUUUGUGCCUGCCCUUUUACCGUGCCUACAAAAUAGACUGAUUUUGAUAUUUUAAAACAUAUUUGAAAGCUUUUUUAAUUUACCAAUAUUAGUAUAUUUCGAAGACUCAGCAGAGACAAUUCUAAAAUCUCAAUAGAGUCUGGGUAGAAAAGGUUGGUCAAUUCUUUUGCAGUCCUCGGUUGGCUUCAAUGCAUGUACACUUUAGCCUGUCAGUUUACCUUUUUAUAUUUUAAUUUGAUAAUGAAUAGAAAAUAAAACGGCUUUGCAAAUUAAGUAACAAAAAUGAGUCAAGGUUUAGAUGACUGCCAUAUCUUACUAGUUUAGGACUAUUCUAAAAUUGGAAAGAUGAGACUACCAUUUUUCGGUGAAUGUGCUAUACUGGAGAACAAAGCAGACAAGCCUCAAAUGUUGUAUGCUGUUGUACCUUGGUUGUACAAGUUAAUUGAAACCUUUCCAGACAAGAUUGUCCUUGGAUGUGGGUAGUUUCUACCUCACCUUUGAGAAAAAGCUUUACUUGAUUGCUAUAGCUUUACUAAUUUAGGAGUUCUGAAACUUGAAACGACUUCCGAUUGACUACCGCCUCCUUUUUUUUUUGGAUAAAUGUAUAAAAUGUAUCUUGGAGAAACGUAAGGCCUAUCUCAAAUAUUGACAUAGUAAUGUAGAUCUACCUUGGCUGUAGAAAUCAAUGGUUAGCUUUCAAAACGAGAUUGUUCUCGGGUGUGGGUAGAUUGUACCUACAGAAAACUCUCUUUCGCUUGAUAUCUGUGAACCGUUUAUUCAUUUAAUAUCCUGAUCUCUUGAAUGUGUA